Molecule: messenger RNA, 2608 nt
Organism: Pisolithus orientalis
Lineage: Eukaryota; Fungi; Basidiomycota; Agaricomycetes; Boletales; Pisolithaceae
Exons: 4
Coding region: 158-2539 (793 amino acids)
Source: RefSeq, a predicted model, not a curated record
ACCUUACUGGUCGCUCGUAACGAAGCGUUCGGGAAUGAGGACUGUAAUUUCUGUAACAAGGUUGAGAGGCUGCUGGCGGCCCUCGGUGCCUCAGCUCGCAUAAACACCGAAAAUCCUACAGUGGAACAGGCGCUCUGGGAAGCGAUGCUCGACUACAAUGAGCCCCGGAUUGAGCAGUAUACGACAAAUUUCCAAAAGAAUCUGCAUGCCUUCGCACGUAGCGGAUACCUGGACAGCAUUCCGCUUUACUGUCUCGCGCAAGGCUCUGGACAGCUGCCAGGGAGCUGGAACUGCCUUUUGUGACAGCAACGAAAUCGGUCCGUACUCCAAGGCAACCCAUAACGCUUACAUGCAGUUUGCUCAAGCUCACCUACGAGAACUUCUUGACGUCUUCUCCUUCGGUGACAGAGCAGUGCAGAGGUGUCUCCUCGCCGAGAGAGCCUACUUCAUCCGCCAUAUGUAUUCUGUACGAAUUUUCAUCAAUGCAUCUUGCAAUGAUUUGGGCUCGAGGCUGCUUUCCGACAUUGAUUUCCUGGGAAGACUUAGGUCUUGCUAUUAUACUCUCGUCGAGGCUGCGGAAACCAUCCCUGGAUUUGCUAAUCUUUCCAUAAUGCUCGUCGACAAGCCUGCGUCCCAUAACCUCCCGCCAGCCUUGCCCUCCUUGGACGACCUAUUCAAAUGGCUGGGGUUGCCUUUGAAUCCGGCCACAGUUCAGAAGUUUGUGGGAGAUAUGACAAUCGCGACGGUACGGCAAGACUUUUUGAAGCUCCAACGCAAGGCGUUUUUUCAGACUCUCGCUACCCAUGCCGAGAUCCAGCUCGUUUUCUACAUUGCCCAGAGAAUGCACCCGGAAACCGUGACCAAGGAAUUCCAUCCAUACAUCGGAUGCAGCAAACUAUGCUGCUUCCUAUGUUUUACGUUCCUUCGAUUCUUUGGGCAAUAUGGUCCCUUUUUCAAGGUUAGGGGAUGCCACGGGAGGGUUUAUCCGCUGUGGUCCUUGCCUGACGCUGAUGGGCUUCAUGUGGAUAUGUGCAUGGAGCUCUAUUUAGCGUUGCGGAAGACGCUCGGCCACAUGUCCCGUGAAAUGACUAGGGCUGUUGCAACAAGCCCCCAUCACAAGGUGGAGUCCUCUGCUGGUAUUACAGACGACUACUCCGUCCCAUCAUCAUACAUCCACGAUUACCAUGCGGAGCUUACUAUCCAGUCCAAAUUCCACGCUUUGCGCGCGGCGCUAGCUGCAAAGUCAUCAAGUGACAAGGCUCACGAGGUCGUCGCAAAUUCCGACUUAGAAGACGAUAGGGCUGAACUUACACGAUACACCUCCUUCCCGUUGAGGUCUGGUAAAUGCGCUCAUUGUGACAAGAAAACCUCAAGGAAAUGCUCCAAGUGCACUGGCCCGUGGCUUUGCAGCAAAAUGUGCGAGGGAAUAUAUGACUUCUAUGACCACAACUUCAAAUGCGCCAUUCGCCGACCUCUUGAUUCUGCGGACUACCUAGAAAGGGCUUGCUGGGAGAAUGAGAUUCCGGACGACAUAGACACCUUGGAAGAAUAUGGCUUCAUCAAAUUCCCAUCAGCGUUUGACCGAAGGAAUCUGCUUGGCGUAUUCAUUGGUCUAACGCAUAUGGGAAUUGGAAGCCGGGAGUUGCGAAAGUGGCAAGAAGACGGGAUGUUACUAGCCAAUAUUACAUCCACCUAUGAGGGCAAGCCCGAGUACGGUCGCGGAGAAUGCUACGAAUGGUUCCGGGAGAACAUCUACAUCCUCAACCGCACUGAUGCUCAAACCUAUAUUCGAGAUCAGUUCGCCAUAGUACGACCCUACCUUGACGUCGGUGACCAGUCCAAGGAUCCCCAUGAACUUGUACCCAACGCCAAGCGAAAGUCCUUCUUGCUAUAUGCGAUCCUAUUCAAUGGCUGGCAUCCGGACCCAAGUCAUUCGGAGAAAUCCAUUCAGGAUCUCUACUACACAUUUGGCUUUUGCCUUUGUUGCGACAUCGGCAGUGAACAGGUAUUAGCCAGACUCUACAUGAUGCUCAUCUGCAGGUGUUCUUUUCAAGAAUUCUGGUUAGCAUAUCAAAACCACAGUCUCGUAGCGUUGAUGGACGCCAAGGGGCUUGAAAAAGCCCGCCAGAACAUCCAACAUCUGGAAGGCUUUCUGAAGAUCAAGCCCAACGACUGGUGCCCGACCGUAUGGCACCUCCGGCUAUUCACUCAGUCCCGUGCUGCGCUUCCUGGACGCUACGUCGCAAGGGACUACGGAUUUUUCAACUGCGAAACGGUUGAAGAGCAGUUCGCACUGAAGGAGACCUAUAAACGUCUCCUUGAGAUUCCGAAGGUUGACCCGAUGGAAUUACAUGUCGCAUGCAUCCAAGGGGAGCUGUACGGCUUCGCGAGGACGCAUCUCCCAGACCUCCAGUGGAGGUUCGGAAAGAUAAUGAAGAAUUCAUACCCGACUCACGCCGAUGUCGAAGGAGCGGGAGAAUGGAGGUGGGCAUCUCCAGUACAUUGCCAGUCAGGAUGGUCAUGUGAAAAUAGCGUGUAAAUCAUUCUGCGCUGCGGGCGCAUACCAGAAGUAUUAUCUUCCCUUAGAAGAGUCGGGGAGAUUGACCAU